AUGAACGACGGCAGCAGCGGCAACGACAAGAGCGUCGUUGUUGGUGUUGGAGCACUCGAUCCAGAGGAACUGGCGCGUGCGACGGCGGUGCUCAUGAGCUUCCGGCCAAAGCAGAUCCUGUCCGCCGACCAGUUCAGCAGCGACCACACCAGCGACGUUGUGGGCGGAAACAGUGAGUUCGCUUCACAGCUGCACCGCCUGCCGUCGCUGUCGGGGCCACCAAGCACGUCCUCUGCAAAGUCCCGCCUCGCAGCCGCCGCUGAUGCGCGGCCGCUGCCACUCCCCACCGUCGAGUUGCACCCAGAGCAGGUUGCCUUCCUUACCUCCGUCGGCGAGGUUGCGAAGCGGCUCGCGCUGCGGAACAGGCCGUGCGAUGGUGGUGGCGAGGCGGGCGACGCAGAUCACGACUGCGAUGUGGAGUCGCCGCUGCUGUGGCAAGAAACAAAGCUGUCGAUUGACACACUUGUGCGGACAGAGGGGCAGCGCGUGCGGCUGCGCUUUGUUCACGCCUGCCCAACCCGCCGUCCAAGAGCCCACGAAACAACAACAACAUCAGCAGCAGUGGCAGGAACAUCAGCAGUGAAUGACGAUGAUGACAGCAAUCGGGCACCACUGGUGCGGCGUGAUGCGGCCCUAAGUCUCUGCACGAUCCUCGCCUCCUUCGCGCCACCCAAGGCGUCGUACUGGCAAGAUGACCGUAUUGUAGAGCCAUACCUCGGCGAGUCCUACGGCCCAUCGCCGCACCGCCAGCGUCGUGGAAGGGGUGAAGACAGCGGUGACAUCGAGCGGGACGAGGACUUCGGCGCUGUGGAUGAUGACAGCUGGCGCGAGGAAGUAAACUACACGGCUGAUGCCAACGGCGACAGCGAUGGGUUUGACGAGAUGAGUGGUGUCAUCAACCAACGUUGCCGCGAUGACAGUGCGAUGCGGUCCUACGCCAAGGUGCUCGCGCACCACCGCUGCAGGAAUGAUCCCGUCUUCUACAACGCCUUUUUUCUCGACACAGGCAACAUCACCGAUGGGGAGCGCCGUAAGAAACUCAUUGUGCUGCCCUCCUACCGCGCGUCUGUCAUCUCCUUCGUCGACAAGAAGGUGCUGAAGAAGGACAUCAACAACGAUUUCUAUGUGCAACACCCGGAGCUCGAGAUACGCGAGAUCAAGCUCACCCACGUGCGGGCAAUACGCGCCGACCUACUGAACUUUGCGCUGGAGGAGAACUCCCCGAUCGAGGUGGUCACCGUCGCGUACGCCAACUGGUACUUCGAGCGGCUCAUCAUGCGCGGCAUGGUUGGCAAGCGCAACCGCCGGCUCGCUCUCGCUGCCUGCGUGCUGCUCGCGAUCAAGUUCGUGGAGACAGGUGAUAUUCACAAGAAGAUCCACUACGCCAAGACGCGCUUCCGGCAGGACGAGGCCUUCGCCGGCGUGACAUGGCAGAAGGUGCAGGCGUGGGAGUUCCGCGCGUACGUCGGGCUCGACUUCACGCUGAUGCCGGAGAGCGGCAACAAGGUCGUCGAGACGCACAUGGAGCGGCUGCUGGGGCAGAUCAACGUCACGUUGCAGGAGUACUACAGUAAGAAAUUCGCACUGCCGUAG
Trypanosoma grayi is the source of this 1593-nucleotide messenger RNA. RefSeq names its product putative cyclin dependent kinase-binding protein. The record is from RefSeq and is a predicted model, not a curated record. Gene Ontology annotation, biological process: regulation of cell cycle. NCBI's taxonomy places the organism in Eukaryota, Euglenozoa, Kinetoplastea, Trypanosomatida, Trypanosomatidae. The coding region runs from base 1 to 1593 and encodes 530 amino acids. The transcript has a single exon.